AUGAAGUGGACUGCUGGAAUUCCUGGAAAGGAAAGCACUGAUUGGGAAGGAGGAGUCUUUCAGGUUUCGAUGGAGUUUUCGGAAGAUUAUCCCUCCAAACCUCCCAAAUGCAAAUUUGUUCCUCCCCUCUUUCAUCCCAACGUUUAUCCCUCGGGCACCAUUUGUCUUUCCAUUCUGAAUGAAGAAGAAGGCUGGCGCCCCGCUAUUACCCUCAAACAAGUCUUGAUUGGAAUCCAAGAUUUGCUAGAUGAUCCCAACCCAAACUCUCCAGCUCAAUCGGAAGCCUAUAAUUUGUACAUGAACAACAAGACGGAAUAUCGACGAAGGGUGCGACAGGAGGCGGCCAAGAAUACUCCGCAAGACUAG
Messenger RNA from Cylindrotheca closterium, 366 nucleotides. Lineage: Eukaryota; Bacillariophyta; Bacillariophyceae; Bacillariales; Bacillariaceae. The record is from the annotation of a GenBank genome assembly.